Messenger RNA from Aphanomyces astaci, 978 nucleotides. RefSeq lists its product as hypothetical. The record is from RefSeq and is a predicted model, not a curated record. The coding region runs from base 74 to 880 and encodes 268 amino acids. Gene Ontology annotation, molecular function: transcription coregulator activity. NCBI's taxonomy places the organism in Eukaryota, Oomycota, Saprolegniomycetes, Saprolegniales, Verrucalvaceae. Gene Ontology annotation, biological process: regulation of DNA-templated transcription. The transcript is spliced from 4 exons.
UCCCAACUCAAAUUCUCUUCUCCUCCCUCUGGCGGCGGCGGCGAUUACCAGGGCUGGCCACCGCAGCAGCACGAUGGUGGCAUCAUGGAGGGAAGAAGUGUCGGCGCAAUCACGACAUGCAGUCAUCAACGAGAUGUGCUCCCAGCUGCUUCGCUUGCAUAGGGGAGACAAGGAACAACUACAACAGACCGUGAUGAAGUACGAACGCGCAGUGUGGACGAAGUCCGCCGACAAGGAGGCGUAUUUAAAGACGUUGAAAGCGAAAAUGCUUACGUUCAAACAGCAGCCCACCCCCAACGACGCGACACCGGUGUCCCCCAUGGUGAUGCUUCCAGCGAACGGCGACAUGAGCGUGCCGGCGAGUCCUCAAGUGAAGCAGAUGGAGACUACAACGUUGAUGGACGUGGACAUCAUUCCCUUUUCAGAUCAAUUGCAGCAGCAGCAGCAGUCGUCGUCAUCCCCGCCACAGCCUCCGACGAACUUGAUGCAACAGCAGGAAUCCAGUACGAUGACCUCGUCCACACUCCACGAACAGUACCAGCAUCGACGGGUGGAACUGAUCAAAAGCCAAUACAACGAGACGCAUCAGUGUUGCCAGAGCCAGUUGGUCCAGCAGACGCAGCUGUCGGCGUCACAUGUCCAGCAAAACACCCCCAUGGUAACACAUCCAAGAUAUGGAUCAUGUGACACGGGCGAUGUAGGCGGCCCGACAGCUUCAAAUGACCAUGCUGCAACUCCAGCACGACAUGGCGCGGAACAACCUGAUGCAGCACCACAUGAACCAGCAAAACAACCUCAUCCAGCACCACUACCAGCAACUGCUGGCGCUCGCCAACCAAGAAAUCAGCAUCUAAAACCAUCGAUUUGUCCAGUGUCAUAGUUGUAGUGUCUUCUUUCCUAUCAUCAGUAGUACAUAAACCAUAUAUAUAUAUCUUGGAGAGAUAUAGCGGCAAAGUGCCGCUGUGUGCUAUUAAACCA